This is a messenger RNA of Daldinia loculata, 1134 nucleotides long. RefSeq names its product phosphoglycerate mutase-like protein. Lineage: Eukaryota; Fungi; Ascomycota; Sordariomycetes; Xylariales; Hypoxylaceae. Gene Ontology annotation, molecular function: phosphatase activity. Gene Ontology annotation, cellular component: cytoplasm. The record is from RefSeq and is a predicted model, not a curated record. Bases 237 to 917 code for a protein of 226 amino acids. The transcript is spliced from 5 exons.
UGAAAUCAUCAUUACUCGAUAGACUUGGAAUAAAUCUCCUUUUUACAGAACUAUCGGCUAUAUUACUUCUGGUUCCGUGGCAUGAGAGAGCUAUUUAAUAAUUCACAUACUACUCAUAUUAAACGAAUCCCCAACGAUCCCGGCCAGUAAACAAUCCAGGUUAUCAAUUAUAAAAAUAUGCUACCUUACUCAUAUAUUUCUACUUUUUUAUUUACUUAUUCACUCCCAACUACGUUAUGGCGCCUAAUUCCCGUCUCAUCCUCACCCGCCACGCUCAGGCUGAGCACAACGUCGACCUAGACUACAGCAUCCACGACGCACCACUUACGCCUCUUGGCAAGAAACAAGCCGCGUCACUAGCCCGUCUAAUCCCAGACCUGCAAAAGGAGGCCGACGUAAUCAUCUCGUCGCCCCUACGGCGCACCCUGCAAACCACUUACCUUGGCUGGGCGCCGGCCGUCGAGCGUCUGGGUGGGUUGAAAAACGUGGUGCUCCUACCUCAAGCGCAGGAAUGCAACGGUCUCCCGUGCGAUACGGGCUCGGCAAAAGAGGUCCUCGAGGCGGACCCCGAGUUCGCGGUGUUUGAUCUUACGCCAUUGACGCCGGACUGGACUAGUAAGAAGGGCUUUUGGGCCCCGAGCGAGGAAGCGCUGACAGCGCGCGCUCGUUGGGUUCGUCAGUACUUGCGUGGUCGGAGUGAGAGGAAUAUCGUGCUUGUUGCGCAUGGCGAUAUUCUUAGGCGGAUUACGGCAGAUCCGCUGACGGGGCCGAGUGAUUAUCCCUGGAAAAAUGCCGAGGUCCGAAUCUUCGAGUUUGACCCGCAGUACGUCGAUACCGAAGAGUGCUUCCUAUACCAGAAGGAAAAUGUCGCAGCUGCUGGUGGCUACGGGCCGACGAGCACGGAACUAGAGAUUUAGCAAGCCGAGGGAAGGCUAUAGAGGUUUCAACGAUCAGACAGCUACGAAGAGUCGAGGUGGUUAGCUGUACUACUUCGAUUUAGACUCCAUUAUUAUUUAUAUUAGAUGAUAGAAUAUAGACGACUUUGUUGAUUUCAAUAUGGGGCUACUCUACCUCAUUCUGCAAAAUAUCUUAUUCGUGAUUAUGAGCUACCCUAGCAACGGAAGCAGCAGAUUU